AGGUCUGGUACCCCACUCACAACACUCUUUGGCCUUCGCCCUUCUCCUGACUUAAGCUACAUCCAUCUUAUUUCUAACUCUCCUCCCACGUAUUCAAGUCACAAUGAAGUUCUCCACUGUUGCCGCUUCUGCUGUCGUUGCUUUGGCCCCCUUUGCGUCUGCCGCGCCUCACAUGAAGCGUGCGCCGAUCUGCGACCUCUCAGACCUGUCCGGACUGACGCUGACCGCUACCGGCGACAGCAGCGGUAAAGUCCGCUGGAACAUAUUCCAGGAGCCCAAUUUCGGUAUCCAAUCCGGUACCGUGGCUUUCCUCUUCCAAAGUCAGCCCGACGGCCCUUCGAAGUUCCGCGCGAUCGGCUCGACUAACGGACCCGACAUCUUCACUUUCCAGAGCACGUUCAAUAACCAGCAAGUGCUUGCGACGGACAACGGUUUCGAGGGCUCUGAUUCGUCAGGUACCGAGUUCCUCGUCACCUGCAGCCAGUGCAACACGGAUGUGGUGGACAACCAGCUCGCUGCCAAUGGCUGCAAGAUGGAGAUCACCGAUGGAAAUGGCAAUGGCACAGGAAAGUGCGCCUCCUGGCCUACAGGUAGCAACGUACCUGUAGAGAUCGCGGAUUGCGACGAUACAGUCAACCAGCAAAUGGGAGUCUUUGCUGCAUUCUAGGAGUACCCGAGGAUUGAGAUACGCUGGUGUACGAUUCCAGACCCCAGUAGUCAUGAGACGAUGUAGCUCUUUCUGAAUCAUCAAAUGGCGGCGUUAAAUUAUGUUCAUACGCGCAUCGCUAUGCGAUACGCAAGAAUGCAGAGUUAACAAGAAUGUCCAAUCCACAUGACUGCCUCAC
Messenger RNA from Gloeophyllum trabeum ATCC 11539, 845 nucleotides. RefSeq lists its product as uncharacterized. The record is from RefSeq and is a predicted model, not a curated record. The coding region runs from base 104 to 667 and encodes 187 amino acids. The transcript is spliced from 5 exons. NCBI's taxonomy places the organism in Eukaryota, Fungi, Basidiomycota, Agaricomycetes, Gloeophyllales, Gloeophyllaceae.